This is a messenger RNA of Sparassis crispa, 609 nucleotides long. RefSeq lists its product as hypothetical. The coding region runs from base 1 to 609 and encodes 202 amino acids. The record is from RefSeq and is a predicted model, not a curated record. The transcript has 2 exons. NCBI's taxonomy places the organism in Eukaryota, Fungi, Basidiomycota, Agaricomycetes, Polyporales, Sparassidaceae.
AUGGUGUCACCGCACGACCGCACGAGCAUCCCAACAAUGACGCUCUGCCACGAGUUCGGACCUAUUUCUCGGGCAAAGGCCAUACUCUCUACACACAGACGGACGAAACGCGUCUAUGCCUUCGAAGCCUCGCCGCACGCGCAGCUCGGGUACGAACACGCCCUGACCCCCGACGCGGCGGACGCGAACUUGACGUUGGACAGGGCCUGCUCGGGCUGCCGCCCACAAUCAGAACCGAUCGGAAAGGUGGGCGCGUACUAUCGUGAAUUCGAAGCUUGGGGCGAAGUCUUUUACACCGCCGGAUCUACUCACCACCGUCACCCGUCGGAAGGGACGUUCAUGUAUUUAGAUCUCAGACACGCCGCGCGCCACGGAGCGAGCCAGCAGAUCGAGGCCCGCGUGUUUGCGGCGAAGCGCGAUGCACGGUACGGUGACGUUCGACUCGGGCUGUGGGAAGCGGGCCAUGGAGGUGGGUCGUCCCUCCCCACCCGGAACGUUAUGCGUUCAUUUGUUACGGGUACCGUUGGUGCCUUUGUGGCUGCGUGUCUAUUGUGGGUUGUGGUGCUCGAUGUUCUGUCCGCUGCUGGACAGCUUAAGGCCUCCUCUUAA